Austrofundulus limnaeus is the source of this 3509-nucleotide messenger RNA. Its product is annotated as protein transport protein Sec24C. Bases 262 to 3258 code for a protein of 998 amino acids. The record is from RefSeq and is a predicted model, not a curated record. Gene Ontology annotation, biological process: intracellular protein transport; endoplasmic reticulum to Golgi vesicle-mediated transport; COPII-coated vesicle cargo loading. The transcript has 21 exons. Lineage: Eukaryota; Metazoa; Chordata; Actinopteri; Cyprinodontiformes; Rivulidae. Gene Ontology annotation, molecular function: SNARE binding; zinc ion binding. Gene Ontology annotation, cellular component: endoplasmic reticulum exit site; COPII vesicle coat.
GCUUUGUAAUGCUAACGCCGCAGUUGAACUUUACCACAUCAUGCUCUUAGAUUUAUUAACCGUGAAUCGUUUUGUUUGUUCGGCAUUUUUCUUUAUGAAGUGACAGAAAAUGUUUGACUUUAGUCGCAUUUUAAGUGAAAAAGCAGCCGGAAACGAUCGUAACAUUGACGUCCAGCGAUGCGCACCGGCGACAGUCCUUUAUUUCCGUCGACAAACGAUCCUGUCUCCAAUGAGAAACACUCUCAUCUUUAACUUUUAUGGAUGAUGAUGACGAUGGAUGCCCCGGCCCCUAACCAGAGUCAGUCCUCGUGUCAGAGGGCGGUCCAGAAUGGCUGGUCCACAGCUGAACCCCUCGGACCCCUCUGCAGUCCUCUGCCCAGUUUUCAUCAACUCAAUCUAGGACCUCCCCCACACCAGACCCCCGGCUGCAACCCCCUGCAGGCAUCCGGAGCUAACUGUAGCGUCUCUGCUGCCUUUCCAAACAAAACCAACAGUUAUUAUCGUGUGCAGUGCAGCGAUCAGAGCGUGCAGCAAAACCUUCCAGCUCCCAGCCAAGGACGGAAUAUGCCUCCAUGUUCUCUUCCACUAUUAAAUGCAGGGUCACAGCUUUUCAGCCCCCAACAGAUGCCCCUUUAUUACCCUCAAAGCCCCUACCAAGCAUCAUCUCCCCAGUUUCAGCCUCUGCACACAUAUCAGGACGUCUUGAGUUCACAGCAAUCACCAAAUAUCAACCAUCUUCCUGUUAGUCCUCCAGGAGUUGGUCAGCACGCACACUGGACUGAUUGGCCUUCUGAAGGAUAUAAUCACCACAAAUCUGCUUCACCCACGUCUCCCGUCCAGCAGCAACCUCACUGGAUGCUUUCAGCUCACCCUGAAGGAACCAGCUUUGAUCCCAACGCAGCUCCACAGGAUGGAAAUUUGACUCCACAGUCUCCCAACUCUGAGUCCCGUUACGGUCUGGACCCCAAACUGUUACCCAGUGCUGUGAAGGUGAUGGAAGAGGACAAGGAGGAGUGGGAGGGGAAGGUUUUCAUCUCGGAGCAUUUUUCCCGUCUUCCUCCUCUUUCAACGACCCCGUGUGUCGUAGAGGACAGAGGUAACGCAAGUCCGUUAGCGAUCCGCUCCACGACGUACUGCGUGCCAUGUGACGGCCAGACGACGCUGCUCAGCCGUCUGCCGCUGGGAGCUCUGGUUACCCCGUUUAUGAGUCAGAACGCUGGAGAGCUGCCCGUUCCGUUGUGCAAAGACACAGAUUGUGUUAGUGGUUGUUGUUGGUGUGGAGCGUCCAUGUGUUCAGUGAUGAGCUGGCAGGACUGUGGACAGAGAUUUUACUGCCCCUUCUGUGGUAAACUCAGUGAAGUGUCGUGGCAACAGUACCAGCACACCACAGGGCCAGAGGGGGUCCGGAUCGAUAAAGACAAGAGACCUGAACUCAGUUUGGGCUCAUACGAAACAUUUCAGUCUGAGAAGGGCGAACCUGCUGCUCUGCUUCUAGCGAUAGACGUGUCCAUUUCAGCCCUGAGAGGAGGACAUUUAGAGUUUGUGACACAACAAAUACACACACUGCUGGCUUCGUUACAAAGAGAGGAGGGUCAUCCUUUAUCAGAUGUCCGUGUGGGUUUGAUCACGUAUGACAGCAGGAUCCACCUGUACGACCUCAGCCCGGACCUGUCCCGCCCUCACAUGCUGGUGGUCACAGAAACAGAAGACCUGCAGCUUCCUGUGAGGGAGGGGCUUCUGGUGUCCCUCAAAGACUGUUCAGAAAGUAUCGACAGCGUUUUGCAGCUCAUUCCUCAGUUCACUGCAGACUGUGACUCCAGUGGAGUUUCCAUCCAGCUCCCUGUUCGAGCUGGGCUGGCUGUGCUGCAGGGUCUGAAGUGUCCUGGGAAGCUGCUGAUCUUUCAUUCUGCUGCUCUGAUAGAAACUGGAAACACAAACUCUUCCUCAGGGUUCUUUGGCGCCAACAAACCAAAGACAAUCUUUCAGCCAUCUGAGCAAGCCAUCUUAUUGGCUAAGGAGUGCGUCUGUCAGGGAUGCGGCGUUCACAUGUUCAUCCUCUCUCAGCACGAUGUGGGCGGGGCUUGGCCAGGUCACAUUCCUUAUCUUACAGGUGGAGCCCUGCACACCUACAGCUACCUCCAGGGUGAGUUGGACAGAGAGCGUUUCAGCUCCGACCUGAAGCGGGUUCUGCAGAGGGACACCGGUUACAAGGCUGAGCUCAGGAUGUUCGUCAGCAAAGAUUUACGAGUGUCCGGCUGUUACGGGCUGUUUGUGCCCGGUCCAAGUCCUGGACACGUCACCAUGGCCACAGUGGAUGAGAAGACAACAGUGGCUGUGGACCUCGCACACACCAGAGCUUUGGAUGAGGCGAGAGGAGCCGCCGUACAGGUGGUUUUGUCCUACAGUUCUCAGACAGGACAGAGGAGGACCAGAGUCCACACCCUGACUUUACGCUGCUCGCGCCACCUUCAGGACACCUUCAGGAACUACCAGGCCCAGACGCUGCUCACCUUCUACUGCAAGAAGAUGUACUGUGCAGUGCUGGAGCGCCCCCUGCAGGAGCUGAGGGAGGAGCUGCAGACAGAUGUAACCGAAGCUCUGGCCUCUUACCGCAAACACUGCUGCUCGUCUUCAGUCUCAGCUGGACAGCUGGUUCUCCCUCAGUUCCUGCGAGCUCUUCCUGUUUACGUCAACAGCCUGAGGAAGAGCGAGGUGCUGCUGCCGGGCCUGAGGAGCUCCGUCCACCAGAGGCUGCAGCAGCGCUGCCAGGUGCUCGGCCUGGACGCCCGCAGCACCGUCAGACACUUCUACCCCCAGCUGCUGCCCGUGCCACGUUCAGCAGACGGCUCCAAGCCUCCGAACCCAGAGGAGGCGCUGCGCUGCACCGCUGCCAGCCUGGAGCCCGGAGGUCUCUACCUGAUUCACGCCCCCUUCUCUCUGCUGCUCUGGGUGGGCAGCCAAGUCCCAGCAUGCACUCUGGCUGAGCUCUUCAACACCAGCUGCUUUUCCUCUCUGCACUCCGGAGAGACCAAGCUGCCCCCUCUGGAGACGCCUCUCUCCAUCAGCGUUCGAUCGCUCAUCGACACGCUCGACUCCGAGGCGCCGUGCGCUCGUAAGCUGUUGGUGGUGAAGCAGGGAGACACCUGUGAGGAGGCGCUGCAGCGCCACCUGGUGGAAGACAAGAGUCCCAACGGCGGCGCGAGCUACGCCGACUUCCUGUAUCACCUCCACGUCAACUCUGUCCGACUCCUGCAGUGACGCACACGUCUGUCUUUUAACCAAUCAGAACGCAGCGGUUCUUUCACCUCAAAGUGAAACCAUCCUGUCGAUGAAUGAAUUUUAAACAUAUUUAAAGACUGUUGACUGAAUUAUGUUGUGCAUGAGUGUGCCAGAAACAAAUUUGUUUAUUUAUUUUAAGGCUAAUGUGUUUGAGUCUCUGCUGCUGAUGUGUUUGAGGGUUCCUCUUUGAAUUACAAAUUAAAAAUAUGAAGAAUUUAAUCCAACCCUGA